Messenger RNA from Cottoperca gobio, 3681 nucleotides. It is a transcript of the gene slc7a5, whose product is annotated as solute carrier family 7 member 5. Gene Ontology annotation, molecular function: L-amino acid transmembrane transporter activity; neutral L-amino acid transmembrane transporter activity. The record is from RefSeq and is a predicted model, not a curated record. Gene Ontology annotation, cellular component: membrane. The transcript has 10 exons. Gene Ontology annotation, biological process: neutral amino acid transport; amino acid transmembrane transport. The coding region runs from base 243 to 1808 and encodes 521 amino acids. NCBI's taxonomy places the organism in Eukaryota, Metazoa, Chordata, Actinopteri, Perciformes, Bovichtidae.
CUGGCCUUGACGGAGGAGGGACAGCAUUCCAAUUUCCACAGUUUCUUUGUAUCCAGACAGAGCAGAGGAACGAGAAAGCACGCUGCUCUGACUCAGACUAACAGACACACCGAGGACUCCUCGUGGUUGAGCCCGGCCGGCAUCAGACCACACACCGGACCGACAAAGAGGACGAGAGUCGGCAAAGUGGGAAGCUUUGUGUACCCCGAGUGACGAACAAGAAAGAGGAAACUCAGCUAACGAUGUCAGGGUUGAAAAAGAGAAACUCAAAUUCCUCGGCAGACAGGGAGGAGGAGGACAAGCAGGUCACAGAAAGGAUGCUGUUCCCGGGCGGGGAGACGGGGGAUUCCAACAAGGGAGGAGCACCGGGAAGCGAGCUCAGCAGCCCUAACAACAAGGGAGGGGAGGAAGGGGUCGCCCUGAAGAGGACCAUCACCCUGUUGAACGGCGUGGCCAUCAUCGUGGGCACCAUCAUAGGCUCGGGCAUCUUCGUCACUCCAACCGGGGUGGUGAAGGAGACCGGCUCGGUGGGUCUGUCCCUGGUAGUGUGGUCGGUGUGCGGGGUGUUCUCCACGGUGGGAGCCCUCUGCUACGCGGAGCUGGGGACCACCAUCAGUAAGUCCGGCGGGGACUAUGCCUACAUCCUGGAGGUGUACGGCUCCCUGCCGGCUUUCCUCAAACUCUGGAUCGAGUUGCUCAUCAUCCGGCCGUCCUCGCAGUACAUCGUCGCCUACGUGUUCGCCACAUACCUCCUCAAGCCACUGUUCCCCGAGUGCCCGGUGCCGGAGAACGGGGCCAAGGUGGUGGCCUGCCUCUGCAUCCUCUUGCUGACCUUUGUGAACUGCUACAGUGUGAAGGCGGCCACCAGAGUGCAGGAUUUUUUUGCCGCAGCCAAACUCCUGGCACUUGGAAUGAUCAUCAUCAUCGGCUUCGUCAACAUUGGCCGAGGUGGCACAGACGGUCUUCUCCCAGAGAAUUCUUUCCAGGGGUCCAAAUAUGAGUUUGGCAGCAUCGGCCUGGCACUGUACAGCGGUCUGUUUGCUUACGGCGGCUGGAACUACUUGAACUUUGUCACUGAGGAGAUGAUUGAUCCUUACAAAAACCUUCCCCGCGCCAUCAUCAUCUCUCUGCCCAUCGUGACAGUCGUGUACGUUCUGACCAACCUGGCCUACUUCACCACCCUCUCCCCUGAGGAGAUGCUUGGCUCAGAGGCCGUGGCUGUGGAUUUUGGUAACAAACACCUGGGUCCGAUGGCAUGGAUCAUCCCGGUGUUUGUAGGUCUGUCUUGCUUUGGAUCUGUCAACGGCUCUCUGUUCACAUCAUCAAGGUUAUUCUUCGUGGGUUCCCGGGAGGGUCACCUUCCCAGUCUGCUGUCAAUGAUCCACCCCACCCUGCUGACCCCGAUGCCCUCACUUAUAUUCACUUGCUUGAUGACGCUGCUCUACGCCUUCUCCAACGACAUCUUCUCCGUAAUAAACUUCUUCAGCUUCUUCAACUGGCUCUGCAUCGCCAUGGCAAUCGUUGGGAUGAUGUGGCUCCGUUAUAAGAAGCCAGAGCUGGAGCGACCAAUCAAGGUGAAUAUCCUGCUGCCAGUGAGUUUCGUGCUCGCCUGCCUCUUCCUCAUCAUCGUCUCCUUCUGGAAGACUCCAGUGGAGUGUGCGAUCGGCUUCGGCAUCAUCGCCACUGGAAUUCCCGUCUACUUGAUUGGCGUGUGGUGGAAGAACAAACCCAAGUGGAUGCUGAAUGGAAUCUCCUCAACCACAGCCUUGUGUCAGAAGGUGAUGGAGGUGGUGCCUCAGGCGACCUAAAGGGCCCAAUACUCAACAGCCACUGGCCAAUCGGGUUGCUUCAACUGUGACCUCCGGGCUCUGACAUCACAGCUGAUGAAGCUUGACCUCUGUUGACCCCUUUCACCCCUCUGUCUGUGUGUCUCUCUCUGUGUGUGUCUCUCUCUCUCUCUCACACACACCCUGUCUGCAGGGUGCUGAUAAGGACCUGAUGGAGACAGAAACGCCUGAAGCUACCGUGUCUUUGCGGUCUUCAACUGUUAUUCUUUUCUUAUGUUGCUGACAUUUUUGGGUUGUUAUGCAAGUAUGGACUAUUUUUAGUCACUAACUAUCCUUUGUAGGUUGUUAUGCAUUGUUUUUUUUAAAGACGCAUUUCAAUUAAUUGUUUUUAUUUUACUGUUGUGUUUUUUGUGUGAAUAAGUUCAUGUAAAACAUCAUCCCUCAUCAGAAAACAGGUUUUAGCAAGUGUAACUUUCAGCUGUGGCAGUGUUGUCGGUGGCCUGCAAACGGCUGUAAACGGAGCUCUCAGAAGUCUAAAUACUUUGCAAUCUGGAGCUUCUUUUUUUAAAUCAUGCAAGCAUCCACUUUUUAUCCCCUUGAACCAACUCUUUGCUUUCAAGUAGAAGUUAGAGUUGUCGCUAAACAAGAUUAGUUUAGUCAGAUAUUCAUGAAGCUUUGUGUUGGAAACCUUUAGUCUUCUCACACUUUUACAGUCGUCUAUGGUGCUGUAGGAAGUGAGUGGUGUUGACUGAGGUUCUUGGUGUGUAAGAGAUGUUAUGUUUUCACAGUAGAAACAGUAUUUUGUCAGGCUAACUAAAUGCCUCAGAAAAGGUGGAAGAAUUAUAGAUAGAAAUCAAACAUUUCAGUUUUUGUUCAAAGCCUAUUUUCAUUGCACAUUUAUCUACAGCAAUACUAAGUAGACAUGUGCAAACUGUGUGCAGUAUACUGAUAUCUCCUCACAGGAUUUCUGGAUAUUGGAGAGUAAUUGCUGUUGAACUUUGCAUUGCGUUUUAAACCAUUAUGGUAAGAUUGACAGAGGUGCCAUAUACAGUAUGAGAAAUUGUAUUUUGACUUAUCCCUGAAAAGUAGGUCAAAAUUCAAAGUAAUGCUAUUUUCCUGCUGUUGGUUCUUUUUUGUGUCGGCGAUCUUAUUUUCACUUUGGGGAUCAAUAUCUGAGCGUACUGAGCCCGGCUCGCAGAGCGCCAUUAAGAGACUAUAUACUUUAAUAAAGCCAUGUAACUGUGCACACAGGUGAGAGCAGAGUGUUGUGGGUGUGUGUGUGUGUGUGUGUGUGUGUGUGUGUGUGUGUGGGGGGGGGGGGGGGGGUGUAUGUGUGUGGAGGUUGGAGGGGGGUUUCUGCAUUGUUGCUCAGUCAGUUUCUCGUAUGUUGUACUUCCUGACUAACAGACAUUUGUUAUAUUUGUGUGUGUGUGUGUGUGUGUGAGAUGGAGAAGAAAUUGGAAAGAGAUUUAUUUUCGGGGGGGCAGAAGGAGCAUGACCGUAUGAACGGCUAGUUUAUAUUUUUCAUUCAUUCAUAAGUUUUUACUUUUUUCACACACAGCAACAGUUGCAACAAGAAGAAGUUAGUGCUGUAUUAUUAACGUCGACCCUCCUCCUGGCAACGGACCAAAAGUGCACGUUACCGUGGCAGUGCUGUGUCCGUAGAGACCGUGUGACGGAUGCAGGAGGGGUAAUUGUGUAUGUUUUAGAGCUAGAACAUUUCUAACACUCCAGCCAUCGCACAAAGCAGAUGGGGCACUAACCUGAAUAGGACUAGAAUGUUUAUUUAUUUAUUUUUAGAAGACUUGUUGUUUAUUGUUAUUAGUCCCUCUAAUUUGUUUUCAGGGCAUUUUGUGGAAAGUGCUUUACAAAUAAAUCUUGAGGUUUUUUUCCA